GGUUAAAACGUUGGCACUCUCGAAGUACAUGUUCAUUGUUAAAAUGAAGACCAUAUUGUCAGUUGGGGCAUUUUGUGUAUCAAUAUUGUUCAUGCACAUUGAAGCAAAUACAGAUGUCGAAUUUCACUCAAUACUUGCUAGGCUUUCUUUGCUCGAAGAAAAACAAGCAUCUUCUGACAAACGAAUCGCUGCACUUGAAUGGGAAAAUAAGUUGUCACAGAAACGAAUAAAGGACUUAGAAAAAUACAAGACAUAUUCCGACCGAAGAGUCGUUGCGCUUGAAAGAAAAAAUGCAUUAUGUAACAGAAAGAAUAAUGAACUUGAUAUUCUAAUGAAACAGUAUGCACACAAGGUCGCAAUCGAAACCGACAAGUUGCUGUCUGAGAAAAACAACACAAUGGACGGAUACGAUAAGACACUUUCUUACAGGGAAGUCACAUCGUUUGUGAAUGACAAGAAUAGAUCGGACAGAACCCUCGCCAAGCCGAAUGGUAAAGAUGAUAAACUCACUGCUGCGGAUGAAAUGGCAAAUCGGCUUACUGCUGUUGUUCAGUCUGAGCACAGAAGAGUUGUUGCAGAGGGGAUUGUAGCAUUUUCUGCAAUGAAGGCAGCAGGCCAAGAACAUAUCGGACUUAAUCAGAACAUUAUCUUCGAGCAGGUUCUUACAAAUGAAGGGGGCGGAUACCACCCUAACCACGGUGUAUUCACAGCCCCUCAAUCUGGCGUUUACGUAUUCUCGUCAUCGAUUAUGGCUACUGCAAAUGGGGAGAUUCAUACUGCGAUAGUACAUAACGGAAACGCUGUCGCGCGUAUGUUUGCUCAUUCCGUUGGCACUCACGACCAAGGAAGUCAGACGGUUGUUCUUAGGCUGAAUGCUGGGGACGAAGUAGCUGUUCAAAAUAUUGACAUUUCAGAUGACCGAAUUUAUGGAGCGCUGUAUACGUCCUUCAGCGGAUAUUUGUUACUUCAAUAAACAAGUAGUGCGGGCUAAAGAGGAUGUCAACUGUUGAAAUAUUAUUUGACCAAUGCAACUAAAUGGGCCGGUACUUAUGCAAUGCUCACAUUGUAUAAAUAAAAUAAAAUUGUGAUGUA
Dreissena polymorpha is the source of this 1092-nucleotide messenger RNA. RefSeq lists its product as uncharacterized. Gene Ontology annotation, molecular function: protein binding. NCBI's taxonomy places the organism in Eukaryota, Metazoa, Mollusca, Bivalvia, Myida, Dreissenidae. The transcript is spliced from 2 exons. The record is from RefSeq and is a predicted model, not a curated record. Bases 29 to 973 code for a protein of 314 amino acids.